GGGGAUAUUACAAGGGACCCAGCCUGCAGACACAGGCACAAAGUCACAGGGUAAUGAACUUCGGGGACCCUUUACCGCUGGGUGCGCGGUUCUCCCCGGAAACCGGGACCUCGCCGCCUCCUCCCUCAGAACACUUUCCGGCCAUCUAGUUGUCCCACUCCGAACUCCGCUCAGGGCAGCACGGAGCCCUUGGGCCUCAGAGACUGUGGUCGUGCAGCUUCCUUCUUUCCUUACGAGACCGGCGGUCUGCGGAGAUCUGCAUGGCUCUGGAAGGGAGAGAUUGAAGACAGACACAGGAAUGGGGAGAGCGAGAGAUUUUGACCCUUGCGCUCCGUAGGAAGAUCAUUUUUGUGUCUCCAUCUCUGUCCUUCAAUUCCCCUCUCGUGCCGUCCUUUUCCCUUCUCCCUCAGUCGGCCAGUCGGUCUCUCCAUCUGUCUGUCCAUGCGUGUGUCCAUAUCAACAUUCCCAGCAGCUGUAGUUUUGCAAGAGCGGGGAAGAAACUCAAGGAUGCUUACAUUUCCACUGUGGAACGAAUUCUGAGCGCCGGGGAAACAGCGCAGCGCGCGAGCUACAUCCACCUGUCCGGCCCUGGAACCUCACAGGCUGGAGGGUGGCUGGAGAGUGGCGGCGCCGGCCGGCGAGGCGGGCGCUGCGGGUCGGGACGCAGGCGGCGCCCACCAACCGCUCCGCCCCGGGACCGCCAGCAUGAGCAAGCCGGCAGGAUCAACAAGCCGCAUUUUAGACAUCCCCUGUAAAGUGUGCGGUGACCGCAGCUCGGGGAAACACUACGGGGUCUACGCCUGCGACGGCUGUUCCGGGUUUUUCAAACGGAGUAUCCGAAGGAAUCGGACCUAUGUCUGCAAAUCUGGAAACCAGGGAGGCUGUCCUGUGGAUAAGACGCACAGAAACCAGUGCAGGGCGUGUCGGCUGAAGAAGUGUUUGGAGGUCAACAUGAACAAAGAUGCGGUGCAGCACGAGCGCGGGCCUCGGACGUCCACCAUCCGCAAGCAAGUGGCCCUCUACUUCCGCGGGCACAAGGAGGAGAAUGGCGCAGCCCCGCACUUCCCCCCGGCCGCACUGCCCGCACCAGCCUUCUUCACUGCGGUCACACAGCUGGAGCCGCACAGCCUGGAGCUGGCUGCCGUGUCCACCACCACCCCUGAGCGGCAGACCCUUGUGAGCCUGGCUCAGCCCACGCCCAAGUACCCUCAUGAAGUGAAUGGGACUCCCAUGUAUCUCUAUGAGGUGGCCACGGAGUCUGUGUGUGAAUCAGCUGCCAGGCUUCUCUUUAUGAGCAUCAAGUGGGCCAAGAGUGUGCCAGCUUUCUCCACGCUGUCUUUGCAAGAUCAGCUGAUGCUUUUGGAAGAUGCUUGGAGAGAACUGUUUGUUCUAGGAAUAGCACAAUGGGCCAUUCCGGUUGAUGCUAACACUCUACUGGCUGUAUCUGGCAUGAAUGGUGACAACACAGAUUCCCAGAAGCUGAACAAGAUCAUAUCUGAAAUACAGGCUUUACAAGAGGUGGUGGCUCGAUUUAGACAACUCCGCUUAGAUGCUACAGAAUUUGCCUGUCUCAAAUGUAUUGUCACUUUCAAAGCUGUUCCUACACAUAGUGGUUCUGAGCUGAGAAGUUUCCGGAAUGCCGCUGCCAUCGCAGCUCUUCAAGAUGAGGCUCAGCUAACUCUCAACAGCUACAUCCAUACCAGAUAUCCCACUCAACCCUGUCGCUUUGGAAAACUCCUGUUGCUUCUGCCAGCUUUACGUUCCAUUAGUCCAUCAACCAUAGAAGAAGUGUUUUUCAAAAAAACCAUCGGCAAUGUGCCCAUUACAAGACUGCUUUCAGAUAUGUACAAAUCCAGUGAUAUCUAAGUUCUAAAAGUACCCACUUUUCAGAAUGAGACAGUAUCAGAUGAAGCCAUGAAGAACAGGCCUCAACUAACAAACCCUUCAGGAAGCAGAAGCCUGGGAAUGUGUUGCCUUUAGGGGGAAAAAAUGCCAGUCAACACAAAACAAGUCCAGUAGCUCUGUUCUGCCUCCACCAGUGUAGGGCAGCCCAGAAGGAAAGGGAUUGGAAGGGGACGGCCUGAGCAGAGACCUCAUGGCUGCCAUGCCCUGGGCGUGGAGUGCAGUCAGAGUUGCCACAGUCUGUGUCAUUCUGCCUCUUACCUGGAAGACUGGCUGAACUACCAAAAGCUGAAAAACAAGUAGUACUUUCUUUUCCUUCCUGGCUUGUAAAGUUGGGGAAUCAAACAUUGUUCUGUGUAUAACAUCAUGCAGCAGCCUUCAGAAAGAUCUUAUGUUGGAGCAUUUAUUUUUAAAAUAAUGGUUAGGUUUUAAAUAAUUUUAUCAAAAGCUUUCCUUCUAUUGUAAUACAUCAUGAAGUGGCCUUCAGAACUGAGUUAAUAAGUGAAAAGUAGCUUAUGCCAUAUGAUUUGCUUUUUCCCUGUCUUUUUUUUUUUUCUUCUUUUUUCUUCCCUUCAUUCUUUCUUCUUCUUUUUAAUACCAUAGGCCAGGCAACCUUUUCAAAGGAAUUGGUGGAUGAAAAUGACAUUCUCACCAGGACUUCAAGUUGGAUAACAUUUCAAAAAUAGAAGAGCUUUACUAAAAGAACACAGUCGAGGGAGGGUGAAUAAAAACAGCAAAACCAAAUAGAGUGGAGAUGAGUGGUUGAGUGAGACAGAUUGCUGUCCUAUUAACAUAGUGCUGAAACCAAAGGCAAUGGAGGUCCCAACUCAUUCUUUGACGAGUCACAUCAGAUAGUGAAUGAACAUAGACAUAAUGCCAGACGGGACUUCAAGGAGAUGAACGCUAAAAGGUUUCUUUAUUGGUCUAUUGCUAACAGUCUGAGACUCUUCAAUGCCUUUCAGAAAACCCUGGUUUCUAGUAAAGCCUUGGUCACGUGCACACACACACACACACACACACACACACUGUCCCACACUAUAAGCUGCUCCUUUGGUAUGAAUCUAUACUUAUGGAAAUGUAGACACAAGCAUUUAAAAAUAGCUGCUGUACUUUUCACAUUUUGAUUUAUUAGGUACUAGCACUGAGAAAAAAAAUCAGCACUUGGACUAUCAUAGGAUGAAUAAAACUUUUCUUGUACAAAGUGAAUUAACUGAUUUGUGAAGUUAAAAAGUUGUACUCAUUGUAUUUACAAAGAAUAAAAAUAUAUUGAAUUUAAAUGA
Orycteropus afer afer is the source of this 3182-nucleotide messenger RNA. It is a transcript of the gene NR2E1, whose product is annotated as nuclear receptor subfamily 2 group E member 1. Gene Ontology annotation, biological process: negative regulation of transcription by RNA polymerase II; anatomical structure development; cell differentiation. Gene Ontology annotation, molecular function: nuclear receptor activity; RNA polymerase II cis-regulatory region sequence-specific DNA binding; zinc ion binding. The record is from RefSeq and is a predicted model, not a curated record. Lineage: Eukaryota; Metazoa; Chordata; Mammalia; Tubulidentata; Orycteropodidae.